Messenger RNA from Carica papaya (papaya), 2874 nucleotides. RefSeq lists its product as uncharacterized. Gene Ontology annotation, biological process: protein phosphorylation. Gene Ontology annotation, molecular function: ATP binding; protein serine/threonine kinase activity. The record is from RefSeq and is a predicted model, not a curated record. NCBI's taxonomy places the organism in Eukaryota, Viridiplantae, Streptophyta, Magnoliopsida, Brassicales, Caricaceae.
AUAAUGAUGAGAUAGGAGAAAGGAAGGAAGGAAGAAAGAAAGAAAGAGAAACCAAGAAAAAGGAAAUAAGAAUUCUUCCCUGGAUUUUUCUUUUUUAAAUCUUGGUUUUUGCAGGGUCAAUUAAUUCUCUCUUUACUUUUUAUGAGCUUUUCAGCCCACGUUCAAACGUAGCAGAGAGCUCGGCGAAGAGGAUUAACAGCACGGAUCAUUAUCAUCUUAUGUUUGAUUCAGCUUUCUCGAGUGGAAACUAUUUGUUUUCUAGCAGUUUGGCUUCAUAUUGGGGAUGGAAACGCCACCAGCAGAGGAGCUGUUGAAGAAGAUCCAGGAGCUGGAGGCGGGUCAAGCGCAUCUUAAGCAAGAGAUGUCUAGGCUCAGGCUAUCCUCCGCCGAUCAUCCCCAGAGGUCGCAUUCGGUUUCGCCGCAAAGGUCGACGACGUUGACGGCGAGGCCGAGGAGGAGAGGCCCCGGUGCUGGCGGAGGUUCGGGAUUCGACGGAGCUGCUGCGGCGUGGAAGAAAGGUUCGGGGUCGUUUCGGCAUUCUUCGCCGCUGCAGAGAGAGAGCAGGAGCUCUGGUACUGUGAAUGCUGGAGCGGGAGCAAGUGGUGGUGGCGGCGGUGGGAGACCGUCGGCAGUGAAUUUCACAGAGAAGCAGUGUUUGAAUAUAUUGCAGUCUAUGGGCCAGUCUGUCCAUAUAUUUGACUUUAAUGGCCGUAUAAUCUACUGGAAUCGCACUGCUGAAAACCUCUAUGGUUAUUCUGCCGCAGAAGCACUUGGGCAGGAUGCUGUUGAGAUUCUUGUAGAUCCCCGGGACUUUCCCUUAGCACGCAAUAUAAUCCACCGGGUUAGCAUGGGGGAGAGAUGGACGGGGGAAUUCCCUGUCAAGAAUAAGAUGGGGGAGAAGUUUUCUGCCAUUGCAACCAAUACUCCGUUCUAUGAUGAUGAGGGGACUUUAAUAGGGAUUAUUUGUGUCUCAAAUGAUUCACGUCCCUUUAAAGAAAUGAGGGUUGCAUUGUCGAAUCCAAGUCACUCAGAAGGGUCUUCAAGCUUUAACCGGGCCAGAAGCACAGUUACAUCUAAACUUGGUCUUGAUUCCCAGCAGCCUCUCCAAGUUGCAAUUGCCUCAAAAAUAUCAAAUUUGGCAUCUAAGGUGAGCAACAAAGUCAAGUCAAGAAUUCGAACUGGAGAAAAUUUGAUGGACCGUGAAGGUGGGAGUGGAGAUUCCGAUCAUGGUUACUCCGAUGCUGCUCUCUUUGAUCAGAAUAGGGAGGAUGCUACAUCAAGUGGAGCUAGCACACCCAGAGGAGAUUUACCUGCAUCUCCUUUUGGUGUAUUUUCUCCUGCUGACGAGAAAACUCCUGUGAAAUCCUCCGGAGAAUCAGGUGAGGAUUCUGAGGGAAAACCCACGAUCCAAAAGAUUAUUACCUCGAAGGCAGAACAGUGGAUGGGCAAGAAAGGUUUAUCAUGGCCAUGGAAAGGGAAUGAGCGGGAAGUACCAGAGGUAAAAACUGCUCGCUUUGUUUGGCCCUGGUUGCAUAAUGAUCAAGAAAAUGAAUCAGUUCAGCAGAAGAAUCCCUUCUCUGGUUCAAAGACUGAAAGCUAUGCAAAUGAAAGUACUAAGCCUGCCAAUAAUGAGGCCUCUGGGUCCUGGUCCUCCUCUGUUAACAUUAACAGCACAAGCAGUGCCAGCAGCUGUGGAAGUACCAGCAGUAGUGCUAUUAAUAGAGUGGACAUGGACACUGACUGCUUGGAUUAUGAAAUCUUGUGGGAGGACUUGACUAUUGGAGAACAAAUUGGACAAGGUUCUUGUGGAACUGUAUAUCAUGGUCUGUGGUUUGGAUCAGACGUUGCUGUUAAAGUAUUCUCCAAACAAGAGUAUUCAGAUGAUGUGAUAGAUUCCUUUCGACAAGAGGUGUUGCUGAUGAAAAGACUUCGACAUCCAAAUGUUCUGCUCUUUAUGGGAGCUGUGACUUCUCCUGAACAUCUCUGUAUUGUCACAGAGUUUCUGCCACGAGGAAGUUUAUUUCGGUUACUGCAUAGGAACACACCCAAACUAGAUUGGCGACGGCGUAUCCAUAUUGCCUUGGAUAUAGCACGAGGCGUGAAUUAUCUUCAUCAUUGCAAUCCUCCUAUAAUCCAUCGUGAUUUGAAGUCAUCAAAUCUGCUAGUUGAUAAGAAUUGGACUGUGAAGGUUGGUGAUUUUGGUCUUUCACGUCUCAAGCACGAAACAUAUCUCACCACCAAGACUGGGAAGGGGACGCCUCAAUGGAUGGCACCAGAAGUUCUUCGUAAUGAACCCUCGGAUGAGAAAUCUGAUGUGUAUAGCUAUGGAGUGAUUUUAUGGGAGCUUGCAACUGAGAAAAUCCCAUGGGAUAAUCUCAAUUCAAUGCAGGUGAUUGGGGCUGUAGGGUUCAUGAACCAGCGGCUAGAAAUUCCCAAGGAAGUGGAUUCACAGUGGGCUUCUAUAAUUGAGAGCUGCUGGCACAGCGAUCCACAGUUUCGUCCGACAUUCCAAGAACUUCUCGAAAAGCUUAGAGACAUGCAGAGACAAUACGCGAUUCAGAUCCAGGCAGCCCGUUCGACGAUAGUUACUGGAGAUAACUCCCAAAAGGAAGGGUAAAACGAUUCAGAUCCACGUAGCUUUCGGGUUUCUGUUCCCCUCACUUGGCAUAUGGGCCUCUUUUUGGGGCAAAGAUUUCCACCAAUUGCCUCUUUGCCACUGAGAUUGCAAGUGGUAUUAUUAGCUUUGGCACCCACAAAAAGCAUGAGGGCAGGAAAAAAAAAAAAGAAAGGAUAGUGUAGUUGGCAUCAUGUUUUGUUUGUGCAUUGCUUGCCUAAUUUUCCAAUGUUGAUAAGUUAGUUGGAAAUUUGGAGUUG